GCCGACACAAUUUCACCGCGAAAUUUCGAGGACGAAUUGAAUCGGGAUAUCGCGUCUCCUCCCGAUGCGCCAGCUGCACCAACAGGCAUGAGUGCUGACCCGAAUCUGCGCCUGAUUUGGAUUGAAGCACUUGAUCUUCGUGAUUUGCAAGAUCGCUCUGAACAAGGCGAAUUUCUUGUUUUAAGGAAACUUCUCGGUAUUGAUGUUAGUUUUCCAGUAACACUGCAAUGUUUAAUUUAUGUCUGCUUCAUUUCUCCUCAUAGUUGUGGUCAUAAAGAAGAAGGCAGACACAGGAAAUACAGUUCGUAA
This is a messenger RNA of Gongylonema pulchrum, 309 nucleotides long. Lineage: Eukaryota; Metazoa; Nematoda; Chromadorea; Rhabditida; Gongylonematidae. The record is from the annotation of a GenBank genome assembly.